CCCAUAUUUAUGUUGACGUUCCUGAGCUCGCGUUGCACUCUGGGAGGUUUGUCCUCUUUAGAUGUCAUUCGGCUUUAUUUGAGAAAUAAGAGAAAAUCAGUAUGACUGGAUACUCAGCGGAUGAAAAACUCCGCUUUGAGCAGUUAACAAAGCUUCGGCGGCAGUGGCUCAAAGAUCAGGAGCUUAGUCCUCGAGAACCCACCGUUGCACCCAAAACACCCGGCCGCAUCGAUUUGUCUUAUCUUCUUUUUAUGCGGAUGAACCAGACAUUUAAAGCCUAUAAUGCCAGUGUUUUUGCUGUCACGCGGAUUCUGAUCCCAGCCUGGAUUGUGCAUUACUACGUGAAGUACCACGUCAGUAAAAUGCCAUAUGGAAUUGUUGCUCUUAAACCCAGACUGUUUCCUGGAGACACCAUUUUGGAAACAGGAGAAGUUGUCCCAGAUCUUCCUGAAGCAGACAGUCAUGGUCAUCAUUAAAGAUGCCAGUGUAUAUUCAGUAUAGACAUACCUGUUAGCACUGGUUGAAAAAACAUGCUUGUGUGUAUACUAUGUCAAUAAAAUUUAUUAUACAGAU
This is a messenger RNA of Sinocyclocheilus anshuiensis, 573 nucleotides long. Its product is annotated as NADH dehydrogenase [ubiquinone] 1 beta subcomplex subunit 6-like. Bases 102 to 476 code for a protein of 124 amino acids. Gene Ontology annotation, biological process: mitochondrial ATP synthesis coupled electron transport; mitochondrial electron transport, NADH to ubiquinone. Gene Ontology annotation, cellular component: respiratory chain complex I. The transcript is spliced from 4 exons. Lineage: Eukaryota; Metazoa; Chordata; Actinopteri; Cypriniformes; Cyprinidae. The record is from RefSeq and is a predicted model, not a curated record.